UGACGUCAUGGGUCUGGCGGAGCGCAGCAGAAGCUCUUUGCCAGCGACGGGGGUUGGUGUCCGCGAGCCGUUGGUCCCAAAAAGCUGGCCUGCCGCCGUCAGCACUAGCAGCCCUCGGCCGGAGUGCUGACGUCACGGCGGCUUCGGAGCGGCUGGCCAAUCAGCGACGGCGCAAGCGGAAAACCACCGAGCGCGGACGCCUGCGAACGGCAGAGAGCGAGAGAGAGCGUUGGAGGUGGCACGUGCCGGACCGACGCGCACUGGGAGGCACGAGCGCGGCGCCAACGCCGGCGGUGACGCAGCGACGCGGCGACGGCCGGAGCAGUGACGCCCAGCGUGCCGACGGGAGCGGCGGCGAGCAGCGCGGCGUGCCGAGACUGGAGUGGCCUCCUGCGCCAGCGGCGAUGUCGAUGAUGGCGGCCAACCGGCUGCGGCGCGGCCGCAAGCGCACAGACAGCAUAGUGACUGUGGAGGCGCAGGGUGCCGGCCUGCUCUGCUUUUCGGCCGACGGCUCCUGGUUCGAGGGUCAGCUCGAGGCGAACGAUGAGCGCGACUUCGACCUGCACGGCCGGCUGGUGCCCGACGAUCCGGUGCCGGUGCCGGCGUCGGCGGCCGGCGCGCCGCCGGCCGACAGCGACGAGGAGCACGCCAUCCUGCUGGAGCCGGUGAACGAGGAGGCGGCCAGCGAUGACUCGGGCCGGCCCGAGAGCCCGGCGGCGGUCACCGGCGGCUCCGGCAGCGGCCGCGUCAGCUCGGCCACCAGCAGCCCCGCCUCGCUCAUCACGCCGAUAGCGUUCGAGGCGGCCAUGCGCGCGCUGGCCGCCGUGGCGCCCGGCGCGCCCGUCACCUACGACGUGAACAUCCGCGACCACGAGGAGGGCUCGGAGCACCGCGUGCGCUUCGUGGCCGGCUACAGCGGCGAGUCGUGCGCCCUGGACAGUAAGGAGCUGCAGUUCACCGCCGAGAAGCGCUACCGCGGCCAGCGCGCCGACAUGAUCAUCCAGAAGCGGCUGGGGUCGGCGCUGCUCGGCCAGGGCUGUGUGGUCUUCACCGGCAAAAUGCGCAUCGAGUACCAGUACGACUACCUGCGCACGCCCAAGUGGUGUCUGUAGGCGGUCACCGCCGCCGGCCGUCGGCCUCUCAUGAUCUCAACGGGCGCACGCGAACCGGCCUGUCGCCGGACGUGUUGUUACGGGCCGAGUGUGACAGUGUGAGGCCCUGGACGGAGUGUGCGCGGUCUGUGACGGAGCGUGUGAGGUCUGUGACGGAGUGUGUGAGGUCUGCGACAGAGUGUGUGAGGUCUGCGACGGCGUGUGCGCGGUCCGUAGCGGAGCGUGCGUGUCGUUUGUGACGGGGAGUGAGGUCCGCGACGACGGAACCGCCGCCCGCGGCUGAUCCGAUGGGAGAUGGUGGAGGGAGUGUCGACCUGCGGCACUGCGCAGCGAGGAAUGCCCUCGCUCGUGAUCGCUUGCCGAGGUCAGGCAGACCGCCUUUCCUGCACGGGUCACCGUUAGGCAGGCCGCCUUUCCUUGACGGGUCACCAGUCUUCAAUGUUUGUGCGUAAUUUAGUCAAACUAAGUCGAACGUGUUGUCGCCUAAGACAUCCAGAGAAUAAGAUGGCUUUGUUGGGCUGGACCCGAUCAGCCAUGUGGCGAUGGGCAUGGAUGUGCCGCCGUAGGCUAGGCGGCUAUUGCGUUUUAAGCGGAUGUACAGUUUUCAGUUAAAAUAUCAACCUUGUGUCUUCCAUCAAGCAUCCAGGGUACGUUGGUUAAGUACCCUAAGUAAUAAAAUGGAAGUGCUGCUCUU
Messenger RNA from Pollicipes pollicipes, 1806 nucleotides. RefSeq lists its product as uncharacterized. The coding region runs from base 405 to 1112 and encodes 235 amino acids. The transcript is spliced from 2 exons. Lineage: Eukaryota; Metazoa; Arthropoda; Thecostraca; Pollicipedomorpha; Pollicipedidae. The record is from RefSeq and is a predicted model, not a curated record.